AUAAGCUGGCUUUCUGCUCGCUCCUCUGAAAAUGCAGCGGCUGCUGACUCCCGCGAAGCGGGUCUUGCAGGUGAGGAGAGCGACGCAGGAAUUGCUGGUCACGCCUGCUCGCCUUCUCCCCGAAGCCCACCAAAGGUUUUCUACCAUCCCUGCUGUCCCCUUGGCCAAAAGGGAUACUUGGCCAAAGGACGUGGGCAUCCUUGCCCUGGAGGUGUAUUUCCCAGCCCAGUAUGUGGACCAAGCAGACCUGGAGAAGUAUUACAACGUGCAAGCAGGGAGGUUCACAGUGGGCUUGGGCCAAACCCACAUGGGCUUCUGCUCCGUCAAGGAGGACAUCAACUCCCUGUGCCUGACGGUGCUGCAGCGGCUGAUGGAACGCACGAAGAUCCCGUGGGACGCUGUGGGCCGGCUGGAGGUGGGCACCGAGACCAUCAUCGACAAGUCCAAGGCUGUCAAAACAGUGCUCAUGGAGCUCUUCCAGGACUCAGGCAACACUGACAUUGAGGGCAUCGACACCACCAAUGCCUGCUACGGUGGCACUGCCUCCCUCUUCAACGCUGCCAACUGGAUGGAGUCCAGCUCCUGGGAUGGUCGCUAUGCAGUGGUGGUCUGCGGAGACAUCGCGGUGUAUUCCAAUAGUACUCUUCGCCCCUCAGGAGGGGCUGGAGCCGUGGCAAUGCUGAUUGGGCCCCAGGCCCCUCUGGCCCUUGAGAGAGGGCUUCGGGGAACCCACAUGGAGAACGUAUAUGAUUUCUACAAACCAGAUGGGUCUACGGAGUACCCAAUGGUGGAUGGGCAGUUCUCCAUCCAGUGCUACAUACGGGCCUUGGACCAAUGUUACAAAGUAUACCGUCAGAAAAUUCAGAACCAGUGGAAACAAGCUGGCGUCGACCGCACUUUCACUCUCGAUGACUUACAGUUCAUGGUCUUCCACACGCCGUUCUGCAGGAUGGCCCAGAAAUCCCUGGCUCGCCUGAUGUUCCAUGACUUCCUGUCCGCCAGCAGUGACGCCCAGAGCAGCCGCUACAAGGGGCUGGAGGCCCUCAAGGGCCUGAAGCUGGAAGACACCUACACGAACAAGGACGUGGAGAAGGCCCUCAUGAAGGCCUCUCUGGACGCGUUCAACAAGAAGAGCAAGGCCUCUCUUUACCUGUCCACGCACAACGGGAACAUGUACACCUCGUCCCUCUACGGGUGCCUGGCCUCACUUCUGUCCCAGCACUCUGCCCAGGACCUGGCCGGCUCCAGGAUCGGCGCCUAUUCCUACGGCUCUGGCUUGGCAGCAAGUUUUUUUUCAUUUCGCGCAUCCCAGGACGCGUCUCCAGGCUCCCCCCUGGAGCAGCUGGUGUCCAGCAUGGCAGACCUGCCCACACGCCUCGCCGCCCGGCGGCGCAUCUCUGCGGAGGAGUUCACGGAGAUCAUGGAACAGAGGGAACACUUCUACCACAAGGUGAAUUUCUCACCCCCUGGUGAUACAAGCAGCCUUUUCCCCGGCACCUGGUACCUGGAGAGAGUGGACGAGCUGCACCGCCGAAAGUAUGCCCGGUGUCCGGUCUGAAGGUGCUCCAUGGAUGGCUCCUGGGAAAAGAGAUGUUAGCAGAGCCUUUGCCCACAAAUCAAGUAAAAAACAAACCCACUCUUCGCUGGUAAAUAGAUUGGCUUGGACACACUAGCCCGUAAACACUGGCCCCGCAGAGAGACCGCCACCCUCAUGCAUGAGGGUCCUUCAUGCAUUUCCUGCAGCGGUCACUGUCAUGGGCUUGUGGCCGUGGGCCAGGGGCCCUCUGUGAGAA
Molecule: messenger RNA, 1793 nt
Organism: Molossus molossus (Pallas's mastiff bat)
Lineage: Eukaryota; Metazoa; Chordata; Mammalia; Chiroptera; Molossidae
Gene: HMGCS2
Product: 3-hydroxy-3-methylglutaryl-CoA synthase 2
Exons: 10
Coding region: 32-1558 (508 amino acids)
Biological process (GO): acetyl-CoA metabolic process
Cellular component (GO): mitochondrion
Molecular function (GO): hydroxymethylglutaryl-CoA synthase activity
Source: RefSeq, a predicted model, not a curated record